GAACAAGCAAUUUGACAAACGCACGAAAAGUGGAGUUUACAGAGAGAGAGAGAGAGAGAGAGAGAGAGAGAGAUCGGCCAUAACCAGAUACAACACCUGACCUGACAUACUCUCUCUCAGAAAUCGCCAUACGAUCUACACCGUUUGACUCCCGGAACCACUCUCUCACUUCAAUUUCCAGCACACAUCUCUGUUUCAAAUUCAUGCUUAUUAGGGUUUGACACAGACUCCACCUUCAUCAGAUCAUGAAUUUCCUAAUUGGAGCUUUCAAGCCACCUUGUAACAUCUCAAUUUCAUUUGCUGACGCAAGAACUCGCAAACAGGUUCCAUUGAAAAAGGAAAAUGGUCAAACAAUUAUGGUUCCUCUCUUCCAAAGCCAAGAAAACAUUGUUGGGGAGGUUCUAAUAGAGCCACAACAAGGAAAGAAGGUUGAACAUACCGGCGUGAAAAUUGAGCUCCUUGGCCAGAUAGAGUUGUAUUUUGACAGAGGAAACUUCUACGAUUUUACAUCUCUUGUACGUGAACUUGAUGUUCCUGGUGAUUUAUAUGAAAGGAAAACAUAUCCUUUCGAAUUUUCUACUGUUGAAAUGCCAUAUGAAUCAUACAAUGGAGUCAACGUAAGGCUUAGGUACAUUUUGAAAGUGACCAUCAGUCGUAACAUUGUCAGCAACGUUGUUGUGUACCAGGAUUUUGUGGUUCGGAACUACACACCACUUCCAUCAAUCAAUAACAGCAUAAAGAUGGAAGUUGGAAUUGAGGAUUGCUUACACAUUGAAUUUGAAUACAAUAAAAGCAAGUAUCAUUUGAAGGAUGUUAUUAUCGGCAAAAUAUACUUUCUUCUUGUGAGGAUCAAGAUUAAAAAUAUGGAGCUUGAGAUCAGGCGUCGGGAGUCCACGGGGGCCGGGCCUAAUACAUAUGUUGAGACAGAGACCCUUGCAAAAUACGAGUUGAUGGAUGGUGCUCCUGUUAGAGGAGAGUCAAUUCCUGUUAGACUGUUUUUUAGUCCAUAUGAACUAACACCAACUUAUCGCAACAUCAACAAUAAAUUUAGUGUAAAGUACUAUCUAAAUCUUGUCCUUGUGGACGAAGAGGAUCGGCGGUACUUCAAACAGCAAGAGAUCACUGUGUAUCGCCUUCUUGAGACAUCUUGAUGUUCAUAAUGAUGCCAUGCUUGCCUUUGGAAGAAACAAAUCUUGAUUUACAUUUGCUCAAUGGACACAAUCUGCUUUAAUCAGCAUGGGAAUUUGAAAUUUGCCAGGUAAAUUUAGAACAGAAUGCGUUGAAGCAUCUUUUAGUAACUGUUAACCUUUGCUCAAUUUUUUGAAGGAUUUAGCUAUGUUGUAUGUGUUCUUCGAUGAUGCCUCUUUUGGGUUAGCUUCUCUAGUUUCAAAAUCCCUUGUGAUGAAAGGUCCUUUUUUGUGGACUAUUUAUGUUUGAUUUUUUAGGGCAGUGUGGUGAAACCUGCUUUUUUAAGGCGAAUGUGUGUUGGUUUUGUUGAUGAUACAGACCCUGUAAAUUGGCGUUGAAAUUUUGAUUGUACUGUCAAUGUAUUUGUCGUUUCUAGUUUAUCGGUAGUCUAAGUCCAACUUCAUCCUGUUACUUGUUUGAUCUAUAAAUUUGAAAUGGGAAUUGAAAAUUCGUGUGAUU
Messenger RNA from Camellia sinensis, 1647 nucleotides. RefSeq names its product vacuolar protein sorting-associated protein 26A. Gene Ontology annotation, biological process: intracellular protein transport. The record is from RefSeq and is a predicted model, not a curated record. NCBI's taxonomy places the organism in Eukaryota, Viridiplantae, Streptophyta, Magnoliopsida, Ericales, Theaceae.